AUGCCACUUCGGUCGGCGCUGCGUCUGCCCCGAGCGGGAGACGCCGCACCGGCAAGGGCAAGGGGGGCAAGGGCACUGGAGGAGGUGGAGGGGGCGGUGGAGGUGGUGGUGGAGGCGGUGGAGGGAGUGGGGGUGGAGGUGGGAGUGGUGCUGGGGGUGGCGGCGGCGGCGGCAGCGGUGGAGGCGGCGAAGGCGGUGGAGGUGGCGGAGGGAGCGGAGGCGGCAGAGGUAGUGGAGGAGGCGGAGGUGGAGGAGGCGGCGGAAGCGGCGGAGGCGGCGGCGGCGGCGAAGGCGGCGGUGGUGGAGCGAGUCGCGACUCUGCGCCGAGGAGUGGCGCCGGUGGUGGUCAGCGCCAGCAGCAGCAGCGGAGUGGUAUGA
Messenger RNA from Closterium sp. NIES-65, 378 nucleotides. The record is from the annotation of a GenBank genome assembly. Lineage: Eukaryota; Viridiplantae; Streptophyta; Zygnematophyceae; Desmidiales; Closteriaceae.